Messenger RNA from Lepisosteus oculatus (spotted gar), 1164 nucleotides. Lineage: Eukaryota; Metazoa; Chordata; Actinopteri; Semionotiformes; Lepisosteidae. The record is from RefSeq and is a predicted model, not a curated record.
GAUGAGCUGGAAUGGAAGUCAAUGAGGAGCAGAGCUGGCUCUUGUGAGCCUCUCCAUUCCGGCAGUCCUCUACUGUGGACGUGACUUAUUGUCGAAUCACACUGGAGCCAACGUACUCAGGUUUAACCAAGACAAGCUCCUCCAGCAUUGAGUUGAUGGUCUCUGGUUUACAAACCCAUCUCGCUGACUCGGCACUUGAGGCCUAACUGGAAAAUACUAACCAAGUCGGAACCGAAGGUGGUCCAACUCCACAAAGGUGCUGCACCCACUGCUCUGAGCCCAAAGUCUUAUCGCUGAGAGGGAUGAGUCCUUGGAACAAACAGGGAACAGCUAGGGUGGAGUCUAGGGGUGUAACUGAAUCGUGGGGCUCUCCUACUGGACUGGAAGCUGUGAAGAUGUGACCAGUCUUACAACAAACAGCCAAAGGAAUCAUGAAUGACUCAGUGUCUUCCUGCAGGCAGGAGUGACUUCCUGUCGGUGGCCCAUGUGAGCUGUGGUAAUCUUGAGGUGCUGUCGCCCCUGGAGGUGACACAGACCCAUGUGAGGGUGUCCAUCGCCGGCCUGUCCCUGUGGGGCCUUGUGAAGAGCCUGUGGGACUCCAGCAUCCUGGGACAGGUGCUGCUGUUCCUGCAGCCAGGGGAUGGCAUGGACCUGCUACCCAAGUUGAACGUGUUUGUGCUCCCUGGGAACGUACUUCUCAGCCAGGUCACCGAGCAGCAGGACUGCAGCAGCACCCUCAUUCAGACGAGCUCAACCUGUAAACUGACACCGAAAGCGACGUACAGAGUGUCCAGCAGCAGCAAGAAGACUAAGAUAAUCCAGCCUGAGUCCGAGUUCCGUGCUGUUCGGACCAGGACCCCAAAGACUUCUGCCCCUCAGAGAAUCGCGCUCAUCAGCAGAGAGGAGUGGGCAGGAGCCUUGAAUGAAGUGAUCGAGGAGCUGGAUGCAGACGAGUACAAGAAGCUGAAGAACAUUCUGAACCAGAAGGGGAUGCCCCGGGGUGUACUGGGAGACAUCGAGAAGCAGGACCUGGCCCACAGGAUCGUCUCCCACUUCGGAACGGAGGCGUCUGUUCACGUCGUUCAGGAAGCCAUGGCCAGAAUUCCUCGGAACGACGCAGCGAUACAGGAAUUACUGAAGCCCUUUGUGGAGCAGCUGAGAUAG